Messenger RNA from Neofelis nebulosa (Clouded leopard), 4001 nucleotides. It is a transcript of the gene PIGN, whose product is annotated as phosphatidylinositol glycan anchor biosynthesis class N. Bases 409 to 2730 code for a protein of 773 amino acids. Gene Ontology annotation, cellular component: endoplasmic reticulum membrane. NCBI's taxonomy places the organism in Eukaryota, Metazoa, Chordata, Mammalia, Carnivora, Felidae. Gene Ontology annotation, biological process: GPI anchor biosynthetic process. The transcript is spliced from 25 exons. The record is from RefSeq and is a predicted model, not a curated record. Gene Ontology annotation, molecular function: mannose-ethanolamine phosphotransferase activity.
ACAUCCUUUCUCUUCCUUUCCCAGCCAAGUGACUGUCCGCUCUGGAGGCCUGGCCACCGGCUGCUGGAACUUCUGGAAGACCGCCUUCUAGCCACCGAAGAGCUGUAAGAAGUUGGAUGUAGAAUUGCUUCCAUGAUUGACUUCCUAUACAAAUCUGUAGUUUCCUGAUUCUUCUUCACAACCUGUAAUCAUGGACUUGUUUAUAUGACCUUUCAAGACCACAACACAUCAACUGGCCAUCUUUUCAGGAGAUUGACCAACAGAAGUAAAUUAUAGACUGACUUGGAAAACGCUCCCAUGGACUUGAUCUUGGCAGUUAAUGGCAUACUGUCUUACAGUAUUAUUUAAAUAUUUCAUAUUGCUUACUUUUCUUUCUUUUUCCUCGAAGACUAGUUAGUCACACUGGAUAUGCUGCUCUUCUUUGUUUUGGGAUUGUUCGUACAUUUUGUGUUCUUCGGCUCCAUCUUCGAUAUUUAUUUUACCUCUCCUUUGGUUCAUGGAAUGACUCCUCAGUUUACACCAUUGCCUCCUCCAGCAAAAAGAUUAGCACUGUUUGUUGCGGAUGGCCUGCGGGCAGAUACACUUUAUGAAUUAGAUGAAAAUGGAAAUUCGAGAGCACCAUUUAUUAGGAAUAUCAUAAUGCAUGAAGGCAGCUGGGGCUUAUCUCAUACCCGUGUGCCAACUGAGUCUCGGCCAGGUCAUGUGGCCCUGAUCGCUGGGUUUUAUGAAGAUGUCAGUGCAGUUGCCAAAGGGUGGAAGGAAAAUCCUGUGGAAUUUGAUUCUCUUAUUAAUGAGAGCAAGUACACGUGGAGCUGGGGAAGCCCUGAUAUCUUGACUAUGUUUGCCAAAGGUGCUUAUGGAGACCAUGUUUUUACAUAUACCUAUGAUGCUGACAGUGAAGAUUUUGGUGCCCAUGAUGUAACAAAACUGGAUACUUGGGUUUUUGAUAAAGUUAAGGAAUUCUUUCAUGCUGCCAGAAACAACCAGUCUUUGUUUUCUAAACUAAAUGAAGAAAAAAUAGUUUUUUUCUUACAUUUAUUAGGAAUAGAUACAAACGGACAUGCUCACCGACCAUCAUCAAGGGAAUAUAAGGACAAUAUUAAACUAGUGGAUGCGGGAAUGAAAGAAAUGGUGUCCAUUCUUGAACACUUUUAUGGAAAUGAUGGGAAAACGGCAUUUAUCUUUACCUCUGACCAUGGAAUGACAGACUGGGGUUCCCAUGGGGCUGGUCAUCCUUCAGAGACUUUAACUCCCUUUGUCACUUGGGGAGCUGGAAUCAAGUAUCCCCAAAAAGUAUCAGCUCAGAAAUUUGAUGAUGCAUUUUUGAAAGAAUGGAGAUUAGAGAGCUGGAAGAGGCAAGAUAUCCAUCAGGCUGAUAUUGCACCAUUGAUGGCUUCUCUUAUUGGAGUUCCCUUUCCCCUUAAUUCAGUGGGCAUCCUUCCUGUAGAUUAUCUUAACAACACUGAUCUCUUCAAAGCAGAGAGCAUGUUUACAAAUGCAAUACAGAUUCUCGAACAAUUCAAGGUGAAAAUGACUCAGAAAAAAGAAGUUACUUUACCGUUUUUGUUUAUACCAUUUAAGUUGCUUCCUGAAUCUAAACAGCUAAACAUUGUAAGAAAAGCAAGAUCUUACAUAAAACAGAGAAAGUAUGAUGAAGCAGUCUCCCUUUGCAAGGAGCUGAUUCAUCUUGCAUUGAAAGGAUUGUCCUAUUAUCACACUUAUGACAGAUUCUUCUUGGCCAUCAAUGUUGUUCUUGGUUUUUUGGGAUGGACAUCUUACGCUUCUUUGUUGAUCAUCAAGUCUCAUUUUAACCUUACUAGAGGUGUUAAUAAAGAAGUUAAGAAACCAAGCCACCUCCUGUCAUGUAGUUGUAUAGCUAUUGGUGUUUUUGUAGCAUUUUUCCUGCUGCUUCAAGACUGUCCCUGGACUUAUUACAUAUAUUGUUUGUUGCCAGUGCCAAUAUGGUAUGCGGUUCUAAGAGAGUUUCAAGUUAUUCAAGACUUUGUCACAUUACUGUUGACCGUUCCUCCAAGUUAUUUUGUUGGAUACCUGUUAGUCUUUAUCCUGGGAAUUGAAAUAUUAGUUCUCAGUUUUUUCUACCGCUACAUGCUUACAGCUGGACUUCUUGCAUUUGCGGGUUGGCCAUUUAUCACCCAGCUAUGGACUCGAGCAAAGAACAUCUCACUGAGUUGGAUUUUCUUCUCUUUGCUCCUGGCAGCGUUCCCACUGAUGCCCGUUGUAGGACGAAAGCCAGAUAUCUUUCUAGUAAUGGGCGCAGGCUUGCUGGUUCUUCUGCUAUCCCUGUGUGUUUUAACAUCUCUCAUAAAAAGAAAAGACAGUUUUAUAAAUGAAGAGCUAUUGUUACAUCUAUUUCAGAUGCUGAGCGUAGUGCUUUCUAUGUGUGUUACGUAUAGCACCCACAGCAGUCUACGCAAGAAGCAAGGACUGCCUCUUCUUAAUCAGAUCAUUAGCUGGCUAAUAUUAGCCUUUUCCCUCGUCCUGCCACUGCUGAGUCCCACAAGUCUCUUCGAGCGGUUGUUUAGCAUUCUUCUUUCCUUGAUGUCAACCUACAUACUGCUAAGCACAGGGUACGAAGCUCUCUUUCCAUUAGUAUUGUCAUGCUUAAUGUUUGUCUGGAUACAGGUGGAACAAGAAACCCUGCAGCAACGUGGUAUUUCCUGCAAACAGAAGUCACAAGAAUAUUCAGCAUUGUCACAAGUCAGUUCAUGAAUUUGAUCAGAAGGUGCCAUUUGUGUUUUCUGUGUUGUUUUUCUCUUUCUAGUGGUCCUAUCCCAAAUUGUUUAUUCUGCUGCCUUAGUGAUCGUGGCCUCAGUCCAAAUCUUAAGCUGUUUAUUCACCACAGUAUACUUUGAAUUGGCUGAAAGCCAGCUAAAUUUUAAGGACACAUUUAUCAUGCUGAGCUAUACAGUGAAAUUGAUGUCUCUUGCCUUUAUUUUAGAACUGGAGGUAAUUUAUAAGAAAUUGGUGACAGAAUAUUUACACUUUUACUGAGGUCAGAUAAAAAGAAUAUUGCAGAAAAACACCUUCGUAGUUGGUCCAUUGAUCCAUCCAUAACUGGUUCCAGUUGAGUUUACAGAAAGUAAUUGAUAAUUUAGAAUAAUGAAUUUCAAUAAUGAAGGAACUUUAUUGAAGUAUAUUAAAUGAUUACUGUUUUUUAACUUUCAGCCCUGGAAUAUUAAAACAGUACAUGAAAAGCAGUUUUGAUCAGAUUCAAAUAAAUGGUCAGACUGUCCUUAAUAGUAAAUAUUAAAUAUUUUAAUAUUAAGUGGAUAUUAAAUUUAAAAGUAGCAUUUUUGUGUCAUUUUUUAAGUUCUGUUUUUUAAUGGAAGAGAUUUUUUUAAUAUAAAGGAGUAUUAAAGUAUAAAGCAUUAAAUUUCUAUUAAAUUUACUAGAAAAUUACAUGGAAAGUGGAGGAAGGGGAAGAUCUCCCUUUAAACUCCCCCAUGAGUUUUUAUUUUUACAGAGAGAGGGGGAUUAAGCAAGAGUGCAUCCACAUUGUUGGACUUGAGUGACUUUCUAUUUUACCAAAAGUAGAAAUAUUUUAUAUUUUAUAGAGAGAAAAUAAUUUUUCUACAAAUGGAAUUAACAGAAUAACAAAGAAACAGAGAAAUAUUUGAUUUGAUCAUGCUUUUUCAUAUCAUGCCAUAUUUGGGUUUUAGAAGGUCAGGACCCUGAAGAAUCAGGACGUCAAAAAAGGAAGAAUUACAUAGGGAUUGAAAGUGAACCAUUUACAUGGGAUAAGGAAAAACUCACGUCUCCCGUUUAUUAUACAUUCGGCAGUAGUACAGCUCCAUUCAGCAUAUUGUUAGCAACGUAGUCUGCCUUUUGGCAGAUUUUAUUAAGGUGUAAUUAAGCUACAGGAACAGCUUUAUUUUGUUUGCUCUGGUCAGUACAGGAUAACUUUCUAGCUCUUGUAACUUAGACUGGAAGGUUGCCUUUGAGGGUAGAAGUAAGCGAACCGUUCUUGUGUGUUCGUAUAU